AUGGAGCGGUUCUGGAGUGGGAGUGGUAUCAGAACGAACAAAGAAAUGGUGGACCAGUUGCUAGGCCAUGGAGUGAUAAAUUCUGAGAAAGUGGCAGAGGUAAUGAGAUCAAUCGACAGGGCUUUGUUCAUGCCAGAUGGCGCACCUCCAUAUGCCGACAGCCCUAUGCUCAUUGGCUACAAUGCCACAAUAUCUGCACCUCACAUGCACGCAACUUGCCUUGAAUUGCUCGAGAACCAUUUGAAACCCGGCAUGCGUGCCCUGGAUGUUGGUUCUGGAACAGGAUAUUUGACUGCUUGCUUUGCUAUUAUGGUCGGACCACAGGGCUGCGUUGUUGGCGUAGAGCAUAUUCCUGAAUUGGCUGAAUCAUCGGUUAAGAAUAUCGAAAAGAGCGAAGCAGCCACAUUGUUGAGAGAAGGACUGCUCUCAAUCCAUGUUGUUGAUGGCCGGCAAGGCUGGCCGGAGGCCUCGCCUUACGAUGCCAUUCAUGUUGGAGCAGCUUCGCCGGAGAUUCCUCCGGCGCUCAUCGACCAAUUGAAACCGGGUGGCAGAUUAGUGAUUCCGAUUGGGAAAAGCUCUCAGGACUUGAAAGUGGUGGACAAAAAUGCGGAUGGCACAAUCAGCGUGAGGACUGAGUUUUCUGUUCGUUAUGUCCCUCUCACGAGCCGCGAAGCUCAGUUGCAAGGGCAGUGA
Striga hermonthica is the source of this 693-nucleotide messenger RNA. NCBI's taxonomy places the organism in Eukaryota, Viridiplantae, Streptophyta, Magnoliopsida, Lamiales, Orobanchaceae. The record is from the annotation of a GenBank genome assembly.